AUGUCUCUUCUUGCGAAUGCCACUCAGGCAGCCCCAGAAACCUACUUCGGCAUUUACAACGAACUUUCAAAGUACAAUGUACACCUGAACAUCUUCGAACGUCUUUGGGCAAGUUGGUACUCGUACAUGCAAAACGAUGUCCUCGCGACGGGAAUCAUGAGCUUCGUCAUGCACGAGGCUGUUUACUUUGGCCGAAGUCUGCCGUGGAUCAUCAUCGACCGGAUAUCAUACUUCAACAGGUGGAAGCUUCAAGGGGCGAAGAUCCCCACCGUCAAGGAACAAUGGACCUGCACAAAACUCGUUCUCCUCAGUCACUUCUCUGUCGAACUACCUCAAAUAUGGCUGUUCCACCCCAUGGCUGUGUCGUGCGGCAUGGAGUAUGGCGUCCCCUUCCCUAGCUGGCAGACAACAUGUUUCCAGAUCGCCGUCUUUUUCGUCCUGGAGGAUACAUGGCACUACUGGAUGCAUCGUCUCUUUCACCGCGGCUUCUUCUACAAGAACAUCCACAAGAUCCAUCACCAAUACUCUGCGCCUUUUGGACUCGCUGCUGAAUAUGCCUCUCCCAUCGAGACCAUGGUUCUUGGCGCCGGAACUGUUUUGGUGCCCAUCGUUUGGUGUCUGGUCAUGGGUAACUUCCACAUCCUUACCAUGUACCUCUGGAUCACUUGUCGUCUCUUCCAAGCCAUCGAUGCGCACAGCGGAUACGAUUUCCCAUGGUCUUUACACCACUUUCUUCCUUUCUGGGCCGGAGCCGAGCACCACGAUGUCCACCACGAGCAAUUUAUUGGGAACUACGCCAGUAGCUUCAGAUGGUGGGACUAUUUUAUGGACACCGAGUCCGGACCAGAGGCUGCUAAGAAACGACGCGAGCGCAGGUUGGCGAAGGAUGCCAAGAAGCUGCAGUAG
Messenger RNA from Drepanopeziza brunnea f. sp. 'multigermtubi' MB_m1, 906 nucleotides. RefSeq lists its product as uncharacterized. The record is from RefSeq and is a predicted model, not a curated record. Gene Ontology annotation, biological process: ergosterol biosynthetic process. NCBI's taxonomy places the organism in Eukaryota, Fungi, Ascomycota, Leotiomycetes, Helotiales, Drepanopezizaceae. Gene Ontology annotation, cellular component: endoplasmic reticulum membrane. Gene Ontology annotation, molecular function: iron ion binding; C-4 methylsterol oxidase activity.